Trematosphaeria pertusa is the source of this 1909-nucleotide messenger RNA. Its product is annotated as MFS general substrate transporter. The record is from RefSeq and is a predicted model, not a curated record. The coding region runs from base 35 to 1732 and encodes 565 amino acids. Lineage: Eukaryota; Fungi; Ascomycota; Dothideomycetes; Pleosporales; Trematosphaeriaceae. The transcript has 13 exons. Gene Ontology annotation, biological process: transmembrane transport. Gene Ontology annotation, molecular function: transmembrane transporter activity.
UUGCGCUUUCUGGCUUUCUAGCUUUUACUUCAGGAUGGAUGAUACGGGGAAAGUUGAGGAAGGAAAGGGCACGCCUGCAGUAUCGUCCUCUGGCGAGAACACGCCGUCGCAGGAGAAGAAUGUAGCCCCGGACUUCAAUGAGCAGACGAACUAUGUCCCGGUCAAGACUAUCAUCACCAUAUUCCUCGCAUGUGCGAGCGUCGACCUGCUCGCACUGAUGGACCAGACUACGCUCGCCGCCAGCUUGACCAUCGUCAGUCGCGAUCUGGGGGCCAGCUCCGAGAGCGCAUGGAUAGCAGGCGCAUACUUCUUGACUUCAACAUCUUUCCAGCUCCUCUACGGCCGCCUCUCUGACAUCUGGUCCCGCAAACUCAUCCUACUAAUUGGAAUCGGUAUCUUCUUCUUCGGCUCGCUCGCAGCUUCUCUGGCGCAAAGCGCUAUGCAGUUGAUUAUCUUCCGUGCUUUCAUGGGCGUGGGAGGCGGUGGGUUGAUGACGGUGGCGCAGAUGAUUGUUAGUGAUAUCGUCCCAUUGAGGGAGAGAGGGAAGUAUCAGGGUAUUUUGGGAUCGGUCGUGGCGCUCGCGAAUGGAAUUGGUCCAGUUAUUGGCGGCGCUUUAGCUUCUCAGACGAAGGACGGAUGGCGGUGGAUUUUUCGCCUGAAUUUGUUCGUCACGGCUUUGACUACUGGCUGCGUCUGCUUUUUCAUGCCGUUGAGAAAGGUUUAUGGAGACUGGAGAAAAAAAAUUGCGGCUAUUGAUUUCUUCGGCGUCUUCCUCGCGUUGGGCGGUUCUACCCUCCUCGUGCUCUCUUUAACAUGGGCAGGGGGCCAGUAUCCCUGGGGCUCUGCUCAUGUGAUCGCCUCGUUGGUCGUAGGAGUCUUCGUUUCGCUCGGAUUCGUCGUUUGGCAGUGGAAAGGAACGUCGAUCCCUUUGGUACCCAUGCACAUCUUCAAGAUACGGCUUGUCAACGGUGCAAUGCUCACCAUGUUCAUCAACGGUUGGAAUUUCCUCGUCCAGGUUUACUAUAUUCCGUCGUUCUACCAGCUCAUUUACGGGUAUUCUGCGGUCAAGGCUGGGUCUUUACUGCUGCCGAUCACCUUGAUGCAAACUCUUACGAGCACGCUCUCAGGCUUAGUCGUUCACUGGACGGGAAGAUACCGAGAAAGCAUUCUCGCAGGUUGGAUCGCCUGGGCUGUUGGCCUCGGUCUCUUUUCCACGCUCGAUAGUAGCUCAGGGUUGGGAAAGCAGAUCGGCUACGCACUUCUGACUGGUUUCGGAGUCGGCCAGACCCUGCAACCGUCUUUGAUAGCAGUCCAAGCCGGCGUUGAACGGAAGAACAUGGCUGUCGUGACUUCCGUCCGCAACUUCAUCCGCAAUCUCGGCGGCACGCUAGGCCUAGCAAUCUCCGGGACCGUGAUUAACAACGCAGUCCGCACGGCUCUGCUCCCCUCCGGUCUCUCGCUAUCAGAGAUCCAGCUCCUGCUUAACUCGCCCGAGACCUUUCGCGACCGUGUUGGCGAGUCUCGCUUCGAGGGUAUCCGCGACGUGCUGGAAGAAGCGUACAAGAACGGCUUCCGGAUUGUUUUUAUCAUUGGUGCAGCAUUGGCUGCGUUUGCGUUCGUGGCGGCGUGGUAUACGAUGCCACAGGUUGAGUUGAAGAGGGAAGAUGAUGAGAAGUUGAAGGAGGAGGGGAAGGCGAGGGCGAAAGGAGCUAAGGGAGAUGGCCAGGCGUGACUGCUGAGCUAGCCGUAUGAAUUCGCUAUUUCUUUCAGACCUGCUGCCGCGAACCUCACUCCCAUGCAUUGAACACCACCUAGAACGCAGAAGUAUAGAAAGGACCAUAGAUUUGUACAACCUCCCGAUAAUCCGGCCAGGAAGAAUCCCAAAUGAAUAAGAAGUCAACAACAACCC